GACUUGCUGGGGCGGAGGGCUGAGUGCUGAGUUCAAGGAGCAUGCAGCCCACAUGGUGUUUUCUAACCCCUGUGCUCCUUGCCUGAACCCAGCCCAUGGCGUUUUAGGGGAUGCUGGAGAAUAUUCACCUUCAACGUGACACUUUCCCACACCAGGCACUCGUGGCUCCUGGUGCAAACUCAGGAAGUGGGUAUCUGGCUAAGCACAUGAUGAGUCACCCAGACUGUGGCCCUACCCAAGUGGAUGGAGCUGCUCAUGUGCAAUGAGGCCCUCUCCGAAGGGUGCUGGGGUGCUGCUCUGCCGUCUCCACCCCGACGUCUCCACUUGAUCCCGCGCUCCCGUCUGCCACCUGCUCUCGGCUGCCUGCCGGAGGGGCUGCCCGGGCACCGGGAGCCCUGCAGAAAGGGGGACCACCAUGCUGAUCAAGGAGUACCGGAUCUGCAUGCCGCUCACCACCGAAGAGUACCGCGUUGGACAGCUGUACAUGAUCAGUAAGCACAGUCACCAGGAGAGCGAGAAAGGCGAGGGUGUGGAGGUGGUGAAAAACGAGCCUCAUGAAGACCCGGUCCAUGGGCCUGGCCAGUUCACCGAGAAACGCGUGCACCUGUCCAGCAAGCUGCCCAGCUGGGCCCGGGCGGUGACCCCCCGGAUAUUCUACAUCACCGAGAAGGCCUGGAACUAUUACCCGUACACCAUUACCGAGUACACGUGCUCCUUCCUGCCAAAGUUCUCCAUUUACAUCGAGACCAAGUACGAGGAUAACCGCGGCGACAGCGAGAACAUCUUCCACAGCAACAAGAUCCUGGGCAAUCAUGAGGUCACCUUCCUGGACAUCGCCUGUGACGAGAUUCCGGAGCGCUAUUACCGGAGCACAGAGGACCCACGGUACUUCUGCUCGGUGAAGACAGGCCGGGGGCCUCUGGAAGAAGGCUGGCAGGAGCACACCAAGCCCAUCAUGUGCUCCUACAAACUGGUCACGGUCAAGUUCGAGGUGUGGGGGCUGCAGACGCGAGUGGAGCAGUUUGUCCACAAGGUGAUCCGGGACAUCCUGUUGAUAGGCCACCGGCAGGCCUUCGCCUGGCUGGACGAGUGGUGCGGUUAUGGAGAAGGGAACAGCCCGGAGGCUCUGAGUUCGCGGAGCCCGCCCGUCUCCCCAGGUCCCCGGGGAAUCCGGCCAGAGAGAAGCCCACAGCCAGAGCCUGCUGGAUCCCCCUCCUGAGCGGGCCUGCGGGCG
Messenger RNA from Pelodiscus sinensis (Chinese soft-shelled turtle), 1234 nucleotides. The record is from RefSeq and is a predicted model, not a curated record. NCBI's taxonomy places the organism in Eukaryota, Metazoa, Chordata, Testudines, Trionychidae.